This is a messenger RNA of Contarinia nasturtii (swede midge), 1242 nucleotides long. RefSeq names its product lipid droplet-associated hydrolase (gene sturkopf). Gene Ontology annotation, cellular component: lipid droplet. The transcript is spliced from 3 exons. NCBI's taxonomy places the organism in Eukaryota, Metazoa, Arthropoda, Insecta, Diptera, Cecidomyiidae. Gene Ontology annotation, biological process: lipid storage. The record is from RefSeq and is a predicted model, not a curated record. Gene Ontology annotation, molecular function: lipase activity. The coding region runs from base 244 to 1158 and encodes 304 amino acids.
GGCUGUCAAAACUGUUUGUAUACGAUAGAAAGUCGAAGGUCGAUAUGACGUUAGAAAAUAAUCGCUUUUUGUUGUGAUUAUCUAUCUAUAAAAUAAUAAUUAAUAUUCGACGCAACUUUUAUUAAAUUACCUGUUAAUAUUAAUCGCUGGUCUACAUUAUUAUCUCAACAUUCGAUUUCCGAACAAAACAAACACUUUCACAUUAAUAAUUGAUUCGAUUGGGUGCAAAGAGCAAUUUAAAUUAUGGAAAAAUUCGUGGAUGUUUGUGGAGUGCCAACAAAAGUUAUAACAUGGGGCAAAUCGUUGGGCGAAACAUUUGAUAAAAAGGAAAUGAUUUUAUUUAUUCCCGGUAAUCCAGGCAUUUGCGGUUUUUACGUGACAUUUUUGACCACACUAUUUAAAUUACUACAAGGAAAUGUGCCAAUUUGGGCAAUUGGUCACCUUGGACACGAUGAGCCUGAGAAUACAGAGUUAAUUCCUCGGCUGCGAAACAAUAAACAUUUGUAUGAUUUAAAUGGACAAGUUGAUCAUAAAGUUCAAUUCAUACGGAACAAUAUUCCGCCUGAUGUGAAAAUCACCUUAAUUGGACAUUCAGUUGGCACUUAUAUUUCAUUGGAACUAUUGAAAAUUGACGACAUUGGCAAGCGAAUUCAACAUGGAUAUUUCCUCUUUCCAGCCUUUGAAUACAUGGCUGACACUCCGAACGGAAAGUUUUAUGCUGCAACCAUUCAAAAAUAUUUCCGCUUCUUUUACUAUUUGGUGGUAUUUCUAACGUUUUUGCCAUCAUUUUUGGUUCGCUUUUUUAUUGCAAUCUUCUAUUGGACGCGACCAGUUUAUUGCGAUAGUGAGUUGAUUACAAACACAUUGACAGUUAUACGGCCCAGUGUAUUGUCAAAAAUUGUGCAUCUGGCAAAUGAUGAAAUGGAAAAAGUGAAAGAACCAGACUAUGCGUUGAUUAAAGAGAAUAAAAAUCGAUUAAUGUUUUACUACAGUUUAACUGAUAAUUGGACGCCAGUUACUUACUAUGAACGCCUCAUCGGAAGUAUUGAAGGCCUAGAAGCACAAAUAAGUGAUAAACAUGAUCAUGCAUUUGUACUGAAGUCAUCGCAUGACAUGGCCGCACUUGUCGCUGAAUGGAUUCAAAAAAAUACUGUCUAAAUUUUCAAGCGGAUUUAAUAGUCGAAGUCAUUUCAACGAAACGAAAAAUCUUAACAACAAAUAAAAACAAUCAUUGCAACUAAA